Messenger RNA from Microthlaspi erraticum, 1029 nucleotides. NCBI's taxonomy places the organism in Eukaryota, Viridiplantae, Streptophyta, Magnoliopsida, Brassicales, Brassicaceae. The record is from the annotation of a GenBank genome assembly.
AUGGGUGAUGGAUGGAGAGAUACAAGACAAAGACCAUUGAUUAAUUUUCUGGUCUACUGCCCCAAAGGAGUCACAUUUAUAAAGUCUGUCGAUGCUUCUGAUAUUUAUACCAAUGCAGAAAAUCUCUGUAAUUUGUUUGCAGAGAUUGUAGAAUUGAUUGGUCCUGCUAAUGUUAUUCAUUUAGUGACAGACAAUGCACCAAAUUACAAAGCUUCGGGCAGGUUACUUGUUGAGAGAUAUCCUACACUUCAUUGGUCUCCAUGUGCAGCACAUUGUAUCAAUUUGAUACUAGAGGAUAUUGGAAAGUUACCAGAUGUUGAGGAGUUAGCAAAUCGUGCUUCAAGGGUAACUAUAUUUGCUUACAACCACAAAUGGAGUUUAAAUUACUUGAGGAAAAGAGUUGGUUGGAGAGAGAUUAUUCGUCCUGGAGAAACUCGUUUUGCUACAACUUUUAUAGCUUUACAGAGUUUAUAUCAACGUAGAGAUGACUUGCAAGCAAUGGUUAUUGAUCAAGAUUUUAAGCAGUUUUUGAAAACACAAAAAGGGAAGACUGUGAAGCAAGUGGUUCUUGAUGAAUUUUUUUGGAACAGCUGCUUGAUCAUAGUGAGGAUGAUGGCUCCUAUCAUACGACUGUUGCGAGUUUGUGAUGCUGAUGAGAAGCCAUCAUUGGCUUAUGUGUACGAAGGAAUGUACAGAGCAAAGUUAGGUAUCAAGAAGCUAUGCAAAAAUAAGAAAGAGCUUUAUAAGCCUUACACUACACUUAUCAGCGGGAGGUGGGAUAGAAUGUUGCGCCAUGACCUACAUGCUGCUGCUUAUUAUUUAAAUCCAGCUUUUAUGUACGAGCAAGAUACCUUCUCAACAAAAUCAGAGGUUAUGAGAGGGAUGCUAAAUGUGAUUGAUAAGCAGAAUGUGAGUGGAUCUACUAAAACAAAGAUGGUUGGACAACUUAAUUACUAUCGAGAGCGUGAACUUGGCUUCUCUGGAUCAAUGGCGCUAAUGUGUAGUAAGACUACACGACCAGGUAACUAA